Geosmithia morbida is the source of this 810-nucleotide messenger RNA. RefSeq names its product Glycosyl transferase family 8. The record is from RefSeq and is a predicted model, not a curated record. Gene Ontology annotation, cellular component: cytoplasm. The transcript has 2 exons. Gene Ontology annotation, molecular function: glycosyltransferase activity. The coding region runs from base 1 to 810 and encodes 269 amino acids. Lineage: Eukaryota; Fungi; Ascomycota; Sordariomycetes; Hypocreales; Bionectriaceae.
AUGGCUGGCCAUAGCACAGCGAAUUCGGGAACCACCGUUCCGUUGUGUGUUCUUGUGAUCCCGGCUGUUUCCGAAGGGUCAAAGAGGAGACUCGAGUGCCUGUUUGACCAUGUCAUCCCCGUUCCGCCCAUCACUGGCAUAUCGGCGGCGAAUCUCGAACUUAUCGGACGUCCCGAUCUUCACACGACCCUCACCAAGCUCAACCUUUGGACUCUCGACCAGUACGAGCGUGUACUGUACCUCGACGCCGACACGCUGGUCCUGUCUAAUCUAGACCAUCUCUUCUCCCUGCCAGACCACAUCGGAUUCGCCGCGUCACCAGAUGUCGGCUUCCCGGACUGCUUCAACAGCGGCGUGAUGCUCCUGAAACCGAACAAGACGACCUACAUGGAGCUGAGCAGGCUAGCUGGGGAGGUGGAGUCGUUUGACGGAGGGGACCAGGGACUCCUGAACAUUCACUUCGGCGACGGGACUCUCGGCCACCCGGUGAAGCGACUGCUGUCUAACCAGGAGAGCCCUGAUCCCGCAGCGCGCGCGUGGUUUCGGCUCAGCUUCACCUACAACAUGCAGAUGCACAAGGUUUAUCGGCUCUAUGUCUCUGCUGUUCUUCGCUAUCGAUCUCAGCACAAAGUCAUUCACUUCCUCGGCAAGGACAAGCCUUGGAAUUUCCCUGACGGCAAGGUCGAAGCUCCCGAGGAUACCUCGGCGUACUUUGAGUUCUACUGCGACAUGGUGAGCAGGUGGUGGCAUGUUCGCCGCCAGGUGGAAAGCAAUGAUUCGAAGGCGGGCGGCAGACAGAUCCAGGCAUAA